ACUAGCCGCGGCCGGAUGUCGAUACGGCCGAUGCCCCGAGUUCCACCCUUAGUAGCUUACCAACGGUUCGUCCGGCAGGUUGGUAGCGGUAUCGAACGAAUGGAAAUAGCCGAGUUCUACUGCCGGAACGUUGCCGUACUGCUUCCGGUGCUUCUAGUGCUGCUGCUGGUGGUGCUGCCGAGCGCCAACAAUCGCAAGGCCCGUUCGGUGGGAUCGGUAGCCGCCGCCGCCGCUCCACCCACCGACCCGUCCGACUGCGAUCUGCUCGGGUGCGGCGGUAUCUACGAGUGUUACGGCAAUGGUUGGGUGAACUAUCUGCCGUACCGGGCCGGCGAACGGUACAACAUCCCGCUGAGCGCGUUCCACGCCGGGGCCAGCACGCAGCAGGGCCAGCCGGAGUGUCUGCUCGGCACGGCCAACAACUAUCUGCCGUGGGUGACGGAGGACGGCCGGCUGACGGUACGGCCCGGACCGCAUGCGCUCGAUCUGUCCAGCCUGCGGCUGUCCGAUCACGGUGUGCAGGGCUUGGUGCAGGGUGUCAGCGCACUGAUACCACUUGAAGAAGUGCUUCAUCUAUCGAUCGCACGGAACGAGCUAACGCUUGUACCCUCACCAACGCUGAAAAAGUUCCAAAAUGUGCGCCUCCUCUCGCUGAGUGGCAAUUUCUUCACCGAAUUCUCCAACGACACAGCCGAACACAACCGUUUGCCACUGCUGACCAAGCUGCGGGUGCUGGAUAUGCGCAACUGUAGCUUGCGCACACUGCCCGAAGCGUUCUUCCGCAAUGUAAACCUCGAGUAUCUGUUCCUGUCGCACAAUCGCAUCACAACACUGCCGGCGGAGAUAUUCUACCCGCUGCGCAGCCUGCUCCAUCUCGACCUGUCCAACAUGGAUACGCGGCGCACGGGCGAGGAGCGGAUCGAGAACCCGUUCAUGAAGCUGAUCGCGGGCGUCGACCUGCAUCAGGAUAUCUUUUUCCCGCUCAUCAGCCUGGUGUUUCUCGAUCUGUCGAACACGCGGCUUGAGUAUCAGGCGUUCAUUGCGCUGCGCUCGGUGCAGUGGCGCGUCCAGUACGUCAGCUACUGCAACAUUGGGCUGCCCGCGAUCGUCGACUAUCUGUUCGUGAGCAAAAAGAUCGCAAUGCUGGACAUUUCGUACAACGUGGGGGUAGCGCAGUCGCUGCACUCGGCCAGCUUCACGCUGCUGGCCGACAGUCUGGAGGUGCUGUACUUCAAGGACUCGAUGGUGCAGCAGCUGAACUGGCUGGUGCCGCUGCAGCGGCUGCGCGUGCUGAAUCUGCGCGGGAACAUACUGCGCAUGCUGCAGCGGGAAAGUUUCGCCAAUCUGACGCAUCUGGAGCAGCUGGACCUGAGCUACAAUUACAUCUCGGCCUGGAAUCAGCAGAUCCUCACCACUACCACCGCACUGCAGAGUGUAAAUUUGCGAAACAAUAGCAUCGUCAUUCUAACGACGGACAUGCUGUACGACUUCUCGCGCCUGUCGGCCAUGGGCCUUGGUGGCAAUACGAUCCAGUGUUCGUGCAAUUAUGUAAAGUUUUUGCGCAACAUUCUACACAACCGGACGGAUGUGGCGGGAGCGUACACGAUCUCGGCCGAGCCGCUCAUCGUGGGCAGACGGGGGUCGGGUACGAUCUCCAACAAGCUCUCGCUGCAGCACGUGCAGCUGUUCGACUACGAGGAGUCGGAGUAUCUGUGCAUGAACUUUACCAGCAAUCAGAAGCUCGAUCCGCUGGAGCUGCAGGACUGCAUGAUACCGGAGGAUGAGCUGAUCAAUUCGGAUAUUCCGGAGGAGGGCGAGGAUGAGCCAGCGCACGCGAAAAACCACACGCUGGUGUACAUACUGGUCAGUGUGGCGGUCAGCUUCCUUAUCCUUACCGGGGUUGGGCUGUUUUACUACUGGUUCCACAUAAAGUACUUCUUCAAGAUCAUGAAAAACUCGGCCGUGCUUAGCUUCUUCAACGACGAGAAGCUGUACCUGGACAAGAGCGGGUUGCUGAAGGAGGCCGACUUCCAUUACGAUGUGUUUGUAAGCUACAGCAAUGCGGAUCGGUCCUGGGUGUUGGAUCAUCUGCUGCCGAACAUGGAGGGAGUUAGUCAGAUCAAUCUUUGUCUGCAUGAGCGUGACUUUGAGGUUGGGUAUGGCAUAUUGGAGAACAUAAUAUCGUGCAUGGAUCGGUCACGCUGUCUGAUGCUGAUCGUUUCGGAAAGCUUUCUGCUUAGCCACUGGUGUCAGUUCGAGAUGCAUCUCGCUCAGCAUCGAUUGCUUGAAACAUGCCGCGAUGAGCUCAUUCUCGUGCUGCUGGAAGACAUCCCCAGGCGCAAGUGUCCGAAAACGCUUAGCUAUCUGCUGAAGACGAAAACGUACAUCAAAUGGCCCACCAAGUCGGUGCACGAGCAGGCACUGUUUUGGAAGCGAUUGCAUAAAACUUUGCUAACAUCGAAAGCAUAGCAUACCUUCAGGCGCACCUAUAUAUUCACCACACACUCACCACCCCGUAGCACAGUUUGCAUUGGCGCGAUUCUGCCGUUGUCGAAAGAGAUUGCUGCAAGCAUUUGUUGUGUGAACGUGACCAUAUCUAUUACGCAUAUACUGUUCAUGAUUGGCAUGAAGCAAUGAUUAAGAAAGUAUCUGCCCUCUUUAGGAGGAGUAUUAUCGUGUUAAUAAAUAGUUUAAAUAUAGUACAAAUUAUUGGUAUAACGUAA
This is a messenger RNA of Anopheles gambiae (African malaria mosquito), 2723 nucleotides long. RefSeq names its product toll-like receptor 13 (gene Toll-9). Gene Ontology annotation, cellular component: membrane. Gene Ontology annotation, molecular function: transmembrane signaling receptor activity; protein binding. Gene Ontology annotation, biological process: toll-like receptor signaling pathway; immune response; inflammatory response. Lineage: Eukaryota; Metazoa; Arthropoda; Insecta; Diptera; Culicidae. The transcript has 5 exons. The record is from RefSeq and is a predicted model, not a curated record. The coding region runs from base 16 to 2469 and encodes 817 amino acids.